Messenger RNA from Anopheles funestus (African malaria mosquito), 18378 nucleotides. RefSeq names its product fat-like cadherin-related tumor suppressor homolog (gene kug). Bases 908 to 15757 code for a protein of 4949 amino acids. Gene Ontology annotation, cellular component: plasma membrane. Gene Ontology annotation, molecular function: calcium ion binding. The transcript is spliced from 22 exons. Gene Ontology annotation, biological process: homophilic cell-cell adhesion. Lineage: Eukaryota; Metazoa; Arthropoda; Insecta; Diptera; Culicidae. The record is from RefSeq and is a predicted model, not a curated record.
ACAAAUUGGGAGCUUUGGUUUUCAGCUGCGGGUGUGUGAGUGCGUGUGUCCCAAACAAUAAUUAUUGCGUUUGCUUCAUACAUCCUCAUUACCGCGAGUGUGUUUCGUGAUACGUGUGUAGAGCAAGUGUGUGAGUGUGUAUAUUUUUUGCAUUCACACCUGGUGAAAUCUAUUGAAGUGUAUGUGAAAAAAGCGUUUGCUCCGAUAACGAAAAGUUUGUGAUAUUGCAAAGCUUCUGAUAUUGAUUUCGUGCAAGGGAAAAGUAAUCAACGCUUGGCGAGGCAAAACGAAACGUCAAGGUUUGGUAUUUGCGUGGGUUCCAAAAAAUAAUUGUCGCGUUUGCUUCAUACAUCGUCAUUACCGCGUGCGUGUUUUGUGAUGUGUAGUGCAAGUGUGUGAGUGUAUGUUAUUGUUCUUGUUUGGAUCCAACGUCUUAUAGAGACUUUGAUUCCAAAGCAAUUCUUUGGUCUCUUAUUGUAUGAGUGUGUGUAUUUUUUGCAUUCGCAUCUGGUGAAAUUUAUUGGAGAGUCGUUGUGUGAAAAUAGCGUUUGCUUCGAUAACAAAAGUUUGUGAUAUCGCAAAGCUUCGAUUAUUUAUUACAUGCAAGGGAAGAGCGAGCAACGCAUGUAGAGGCAAAGCGAAACGACAACUUUGGUAUGAAAAAAAAAUAGCAAAAAUCAAUGAAUGGAUUACCGUACACAAAACCGGCAGGAGAAAUAAUGCAAGAAGUGAAACAACUACAGCUUUCUUUGCCAUUGUAUGUGUGUUUGGGGGUAUAUGUGUUUUGAAGUGAUUCAAAGCUUAAACGCCAUUUAACCAGCAACAAUAAAUAAGGAUCAAGCAGUUAUGUAGACUAAUUUCCAUAUGCCCUUAUAACGUACGAAGAUGAGUUAACGGCAAGUUAAACAUGAUACCGGGUGUGGGCGAAGUGCCACGUGUGCGGUUAUUUGCACUUCUCCUCCUAGCGCUGGUGGAAGUAGUAGCGUGCGCUCUAGGCGACACCGCUCCAAACGUCAGCACCAGUGAUGAUGAUGUUUAUGGAACAAUAAAUAACAAUGACGUUAAAAGGAUACUACAAGAUCUGCAUCGCCAUGAGCGUUCCAUAUCAGCGCGGACAUCAUCGUACAGCUUUCAUUUUGCCCACGCAGUGUAUAAUGUGUCGAUACCGGAGAACAGCGUCAUUAAGACUUACGCGGUCCAACCACCGAAUGAAUCGCGUAUGGGACUGCACGUGACGCCUGAUCUUGAAGUCCGCUACAAGAUCGUAGCUGGCGAUAAGGAUCGGUUUUUUAAGGCAGAGGAGCGCUUGGUUGGUGACUUCGCCUUCCUAGCUAUCCGGCUGCGCACGAACAACAUCGUGUUAAACCGGGAGAAAGGUGAUAGUUAUCGGUUGGAAGUGAAAGCAACAGGUAUGCGCCGCGAAGGUAAGAGUCGUACGACCCUAGAAGCAGACACAAUAAUCGAUGUGCGAGUCCUGGAUACAAACGAUUUGAGCCCACUGUUCUACCCAACCGAGUAUUCGGUAGCGAUUACGGAAGAUACUCCACUGCACAAGAGCAUCUUGCACGUGGUGGCUGAGGAUGCAGAUCUGGGGUUGAAUGGUGAGAUCUACUACAGCAUCCUGGAUGAAACAGAACAGUUUGCAGUACAUCCGACAACGGGUGUGAUCACACUAACCCGGCCACUAAGAUUCGCUGAGCGGGCGUUGCAUGAACUGACGGUAUUGGCAAAUGAUCGGGGCAUUGGAUCGACCGGCCGUAAUCAAGCGAGCAAAGCACGCGUUAAGAUAAAAGUUCUACAGGUUAAUCUCUUCGCACCGGAUAUUUAUGUUCAAGCAUUACCAGAUAUAUUGGAGAAUUCUAACACAAACAUUUUCGGUAUCGUGCGAGUAACGGACAAAGAUAAGGGUAUACAUGGACAGAUCAAGAGUCUGGACAUCGUGGACGGUGAUCCCGAUGGCCAUUUCCGUAUCAAACCAACUGAUCGUCCGGGAGAAUACGUGAUAGAGGUACACAGACUACUGGACCGCGAAACAGCACCGACGGGUUACAACUUAACGCUUCGUGCUGUAGAUCGUGGUAUACCACCGAAACAGAGCUACAUCGUAACACCGGUUCGGUUGGCAGAUAUCAACGACAAUGCGCCCGUAUUUAACAGAGAAAUAUACGAGGUGUCCGUUCCGGAAACAUCGCCCCCAAACACCCCCGUCAUACGAUUGAAAGUGACAGAUCGAGAUGAAGGAAAGAACGCAAAGGUGUUUCUGGAGAUCGUUGGCGGUAAUGAGGGUAGUGAGUUUCGAGUAAACCCUGAAACGGGUAUGCUUUACACGGCGGUACCACUUGAUGCGGAACUGAAAGCGUUCUACACGCUUACCGUAUCUGCUAUCGAUCAGGGUAAUCCAGGCACUCGCAAACAAUCAUCAGCGAAGGUGAAAAUCAAUGUCCAGGAUACAAACGAUAACGAUCCAAUUUUCGAAACCCCCAACCUGACUAUCUAUGUGGACGAAAACGAACCUGCGGGCACGUCAGUGACGAAGGUUACGGCAAGAGAUAAAGACCUUGGCGAGAAUUCGUAUAUUUCGUAUAGCAUAGCGAAUCUAAAUGAUGUUCCAUUCGAUAUCGAUCAUUUCUCGGGAACGGUGCGAACAUCAAAGUUGCUCGACUAUGAAAGUAUGCGUCGAGAGUACGUGCUUCGGGUCCGGGCAUCCGACUGGGGAUUACCCUACCGGAGACAAACUGAAAUGCAGCUAGUAAUUAAACUGCGGGAUGUAAAUGACAAUAGACCACAGUUUGAGCGCAUCGAUUGCCUUGGAAGGAUACCACGCUACACGCCAAUCGGGACAGAGAUAUUCACAUUAUCAGCGCUUGAUUUUGACUACGGAAGUGUGGUGACAUACCGGUUACUGUCUGGAUUUGAGGAUGGUUGCUUCAAUCUGGACACAGUAACGGGUAUCAUUUCAGUGGGAUGCGAUCUAAACGAUGUGGGCAUGGAGCAUCGGGAGUUAAACGUUACCGCAACGGAUGGAACGCACUUCGCAGACACAGCACGUAUUCAAAUUAGUUUGGUGCGGAAUAGGAAAAACCUAGGUGCUAAUUUAAAAGCAGAAGAUGGUGCUACAUUUGAGUGUCGGGAAAUGGGCGUAGCUCAACGGUUGACUGAAAUUAUGGCCGCCGCAGAACGUAACAAUAUGCCCGGCCGGGAAGCAGGUGUUGGUGGUGCGGCAGAUGAUUUCGCCAUGAUGCCUAGCAGGUAUGGAGAGAACGUACAUGCACCCGAGUUUGUUGAUUUGCCGCUUGAGGUGAAGAUUAACGAAUCGGUCCCACUAGGAACAACUAUCACCUGGAUCAAGGCACGUGAUCGGGAUCUUGGCUACAAUGGCAAGCUCGUAUUCGGUAUAUCCGGAGGAGAUGAUGAUUCCGUAUUUCGGAUUGAUCCAGACAAUGGUGAGCUAAAGAUUAUCGGCUAUCUAGAUCGUGAACGACAGGACGAAUAUUUGCUCAAUAUUACAGUGUAUGAUCUAGGGAAACCACAAAAAUCGAUCUCUAAAAUUCUGCCAAUCACAAUAAUGGAUGAAAACGACAACGUACCUAGGUUCGAAAAGUCACUAGCAAGUUUUCGAAUAACAGAGAACGCAAUCAAUGGUACGAUCAUCUUUCGCGCGAAUGCAACCGAUGCUGAUCUCGGUCAGAAUGCAAAAAUAACGUAUAGUCUCGUGACGGACACAAAAGAUUUCCAAGUGGAUUCGGAAACUGGAAUGUUAAUCGUUGUUGCACCACUCGAUCGUGAACGUCAGGAGGUGUACGAGUUAAAGCUCCGCGCUAGCGACUGUGGUGGUGAUCAAAAUACACCAGCUUUGUACUCGGACGCACUCGUGCGCGUUACCGUAGAUGACAUAAACGAUAAUGCACCACAGUUUUCGGUGCAGGACCUAACCGUGCGCAUUCGGGAGGAUGUUCCACGUGGUACGUUGGUAACGGUAGUGUCCGCUGUUGAUCUUGACAGUGGAACGAACAGCGAAAUAGUGUAUAGUUUUGGUGAGAAUGGUGACGCUGAGGGUAUGUUCCGAAUUGACAAGCAAUCGGGAGCGAUACGGACGGCAAGGAUGCUUGACUUCGAGGAACGGCAGGUUCACAGUCUGAUCGUGAAAGCGAUCGAUCGCGGAACCCCAUCCUUAUCGUCAGAAACGUCCGUGAUAGUUGAGGUGAUAGAUAUAAACGAGAAUCGAUUCGCACCACAGUUUGAGGAUUACGUGCUGUUGGGUGCUAUCGCGGAGAACAAACCGCCCGGUGUGCACGUGAUGCAGGUGCUAGCGAAAGAUGCUGAUCUGCCCGGACCGGAUUCGCGUGUGACUUACUCGAUUAAAGGCGGUGAUGGACUCGGUAUUUUCACAAUCGAUAACGAAGGAAUAAUUCGUACCCUAGCAUCCCUAGAUCUAGAAACAAAGCCGAACUACUGGUUAACAGUAUGUGCACAGGACCAAGCUGUCGUUCCCAUGCAUUCCUGCACACAGGUGUACAUCGAAGUACAGAACGAGAACGAUAACGUGCCACUCACCGAGGAAGCCGUUUACUAUCCCUCGGUGCCAGAAAGCAGUCCACCGAACGUGAAGGUUCUGCAGCUGGUGGCUGUAGAUCGAGACGUUGAUUCAUUGCAGCAGAUAUCGUAUCGCAUUACGUCCGGCAAUCCGGAGGGUUACUUCACCAUCAACAACACCAAUGGACUAAUAACUACUACUGCUCGAAAGUUGGAUCGAGAAAAUCAGCCGGAACACAUACUUGAGGUCCUAGUGAUGGACAAUGGAGAUCCGCAGCUAUCGUCGACUACACGCGUAGUUGUACAGGUCGAGGAUGUUAACGACCAUGCCCCAGAGUUUGAUCAGAAAAUGUACAAAGUUCAGAUACCAGCGAAUGCCAAAAUCGAUCAGCCGCUGUUUCAGAAUGAUUAUGCUAGCAGUGGGUAUGCACCGCCUGAACUGGAACUCACCGAACCGAUGCUGUCUGAUCCGGAUAUUGAGCUGGACGACACGACGUGGGAAUCGUUUCCAGAGAAAAACUUCAACAACUUGCAAGUUGUUUUUCGGGUACUUGCGACCGAUCAAGACAUCGGUGAGAAUGGUCGUGUUACAUAUUCGAUCAAACCGGGCCGAGGGAAAGCUAAAAAAUUCCGUAUCGACCCGGACACCGGUGUUAUUUAUGCGGCUCGAACGUUCGAGGUGGACACUGAAUAUGAUCUUCUGGUACGGGCGGAAGAUCAUGGAGUGCCUAAGCGAUCACAGCAAGCCCGUGUAGUCGUUGCUGUUAUCGGUGUGCCGCUGCAGUCAGAAAAUUCACCAGUAGUGAAAACUGGUGAUCAGCACGUUGAGCUAACGGAGAGCGAUGUGCCCGGAUUUCUGGUAACACUGAUACAAGCAUCUGACGUGGAUGCAGAACAGCUGUGGUACGAUAUCGUUGGUGGUGAUGAACGGAACGAGUUUUAUAUUGGACGUGAUAAUGGUAACGUCCUGCUAGCAAAGUAUCUUGAUUGGGAGCGGCAGCGUGAGUAUAACAUCACGAUUAGCAUCUCUGAUGGGGUACACACGGUGUACACCCAACUCUAUGUGUCCGUGAUUGACAUUAACGAUCAUCGACCGGAGUUCACCGAGUCGGUGUACCGUGUAGAUAUCUCCGAGAAUAUCGAGGAAGGCAUGGAGGUUCUGCAACUACACGCCACCGAUGAAGAUGAGGAUAAGAAACUCUUCUACAGUCUGCAUGCCGCACGAGAUCCAGUUUCGUUGAAACUGUUCCGAGUUGACUCCGUCAGUGGUAGUAUUGUGAUGGCACAUCGCCUCGAUCGGGAGACGCUCGCUGAGCAUGUACUAAUUGUAAUAGUUAAAGAUCAAGGAACACCUGCCAAACGCAACUACGCUACCGUCAUCAUCACCGUGCACGAUCAUAAUGAUCAUGCACCAGAAUUUACUACUAAAAUCGUUCAGGGUAAGGUGUACGAAACAGCUGUGGUUGGCACACAAGUCGCACAGGUGUAUGCUAUUGAUCGUGACAUUGGAGAUAACGCACAGAUCACCUAUGCAAUUGUCAGCGGUAACAUUGGAAAUGUGUUCGGAAUUGAUCCAGAUAUGGGUGUGAUUAGCGUGGUAAAGCAACUCGACAUCAGCACACUUUCCGAGUACAUGUUGCAAGUGAAAGCAACUGAUGGUGGAAAACCGGCGCUUACCGCACAAAUACCAGUGCACAUCAUGAUCAGUAUGGCAGACAACGCACCACCACGCUUCAUAAUGAAUGAUCCGGCGUCAGAAAUUUACGAAAAUCUGCCUAUCGGGACGUUUGUGAUUCAUUUAGAAGCACGAAGUACCUCAUCGCUGCUCUUCCAAAUCAUCGAAGGAAAUUUGGGUGAUAUGUUCUUCAUUAAUCCUUCUACUGGUGUUAUCACAACGAAGGAUUUACUUGACUACGAACGUAACAAGUUCUACAAUCUGACUGUGCGAGCGACAAACAUGGCGUCUGCGUCAGCAACCUGUGCGGUGAUAAUAAAUGUGCUCGAUAAAAAUGACAAUGUGCCAUACUUUGAGCAACAAGUGUACCGUGGUGAAGUGUCCGAAGCUGCCCCGAUAGGAUCGUUGGUGUUAACGCUUUCAGAAUCCUUGGCGCAAAAUGUAAACGGUAGUGCGGGAAUAACAAUUAUGGGCUCGCACAAUCAUCUGGUGAACGCUUCCUUGCCCUUGGUGAUUAGGGCUAAAGACGAAGAUUCAGGACUGAAUGCACUGUUGCACUAUGAUAUCCUGGAUAUGCUUCCGCGAAGGUACUUCCAUAUCGAUUCAAGUACUGGUGCAAUCAAGACGAUUAUGUUUUUGGACCAUGAAAAGAUACCAUUCUUCAGUUUUCAUGUAAAGGUAACUGAUCUUGGAAAUCCACGUCUCACGUCUGAACUAACAGCGGAGGUUCGCAUCAACAUUACGGACGUUAACGAUUGUGCACCAACAUUCACUCAAAAUGAAUACAACGCAACGCUGCUGCUUCCAACGUAUGCCAACGUAGCCAUACUACAGGUCAACGCAGUCGACGAAGACAGCUCCGAGAAUUCCACUCUUCGCUACGACAUUAUCGAGGGUAAUCGAGACGGUGUGUUUACUAUUGAUGCUGCAACUGGUAUCAUCACAACGAGAGAUGUUGAAAGUGUUGGUACAUCUUAUCGGUUAGCUGUUCGUGUCUCAGACGGCAAGUUUACCAAAGUAACACAAGUAAACGUCAAUGUGGAAUCGUCAGAAAACUCGGGGCUCAUCUUCCAGCGACCAACAUACGAAGGUUCAAUCGUGGAGAACAGCACCAAAAUCAGUACCGUUGCCGUUGUAAACGUGCUUGGCUCCACUUUGAACGAACACAUCGAAUUUAGCAUCCUUAACCCAACGGAAAUGUUCCAGAUUGGACUAACUUCCGGUGCGAUUCAAACUACUGGUUGUAAGUUUGACCGGGAAGUGCGCGAUAACUAUGAGCUAAUUGUGGAGGCACGCUCACAGCAACCGGAUCGUGAAAAGCCACGGGUUGCGCACGUCAUAGUAAACAUCACAAUAUUGGAUAUUAACGACAACUGUCCGAUGUUUGUGAACUUGCCUUACUAUGCUGUUGUCUCAGUGGAUGACCCGCGGGGAUCGGUUAUCACGAAAGUGCACGCACUCGAUCUCGAUAGUUUCGAAAACGGCGAAGUUCGGUACGAAAUGAAGCGUGGUCAUGGGGAACUGUUCAAGGUGGACCGUAAAACCGGUGAGGUGACGCUCAAGCAGACACUCGAGGGACAUAAUCGCGACUACGAGCUUCUUAUAUCAGCGUACGACGGUGGAAUCACUCCCUGCUCGACUGAUGUUACUGUACACGUAAAGGUGAUAGAUAAAUCGAUGCCGGUAUUCAGCAAGCAAUUCUACUCCGACACAGUUGCGGAAAAUAUAGAGCUACACUCACCGCUGUCGGUUGCCAUCCAGGCGGAGAGUCCGCUAGGCCGGAAGCUGAUCUACAGCAUCGUAAAGGGCAACGAAAUGGAGGAGUUUACCGUCGAUUUCAACACAGCUCCGGACAGUACCAACGGGCCAUGUGCAAUUUACGUCGUGGACGAGCUAGACUACGAGCGGCGUCAGAGUUAUGAACUUUUAAUUAGAGCCACAGACAGCGUUUCUGGCGUGUCGGCUGAGGUACCUGUAUCAGUUCUAGUUCAGGACGUCAAUGACAGUCCACCGGAAAUCGAGCAGGACAGCUACAAUAUCACCGUAUCUGAACGGGCGCCCUUUGGAACGGCUAUCCUGAAGGUGCAAGCAAAGGAUAACGACACCGGUAUCAAUCAGGUAAUCAACUAUGCACUCCAGACGGAUUCCAAAAACACCUCCGAACACUUCCAUAUGGAUCCAAUUGACGGAGUAAUUUAUCUGAAGAAAUCACUCGACCACGAAACGCUUAGCCAUCAUCACUUUACCGUUGUCGCAUCGGACAAGGGUGUACCGAGUCUAAGUUCAACAGCACAUGUUUGGGUUUCAGUAAUGGAUAUGAACGAUAACCCACCGAAAUUUGAACAACCUUCCUAUUCGUGCGUUCUUUCCGAGCAUGCCUCCCGCGGUCAGUUUGUAACCGUAGUCACAGCUUCCGAUCCGGAUUACAUUGAUCAUGACCGACUAGUGUACACAAUUGCCCAAGGCAACGAGCUGCAGACGUACAGCAUCGAUCCGGUCAGCGGUAUCAUCCUGCUGGUCAACAUGCAGAAUUUCGCCGAGAAGCAUGUUUCUAUCUUGAACGUAUCAGUAACCGAUGGUGUAUACACGAGCUUCACACGUGUCAAAAUCACGAUUCUGCCGGCCAAUCUGCACAAUCCUGUGUUCGAGCACAUGUUCUACGAAACGAAAGUAGACGAGAAUCAGCUAGCCGGGCGGCUCGUGACGACGGUUAAGGCAACGGAUAAAGACUUUGGUGAGUAUGGUCGGGUGGCUUACUUUAUCAUAUCCGACGACAUGCAAGAGUAUUUCUCGAUCGACAAAGAGAAAGGUGAAAUACUGACGAAGAAAAAACUUGACCGGGAAGAACGCAUGAAUUACGAAGUUCCGAUAAUGGCAGUCGAUGCAGGUGCUCGUGCUGGAUUCAGUACGGUACGGAUUCGUGUUGGAGACGUAAACGACAAUCAGCCGGUGUUUCAGUAUCGGGAGUAUAAAACUCUUAUUCAAGGCAAUUUAACCAUUAACACGACGUUUUAUCGCGUAAGAGCAGUAGACGCCGACGAUAACCAAAAUGCUGUUGUGAAGUAUUCGAUCUUCGACUCGCAAAAUAGUGGAAUUAAGGAGCUGUUCGGAGUGGAUGAAAAUACGGGAGGACUGUAUUUGCAGAACAGUGCUGUUCAAUGGGAGAAUCAACUGUUCCAGUUUUUCAUACGUGCUCACGACGGUGGCACACCGACACUCUAUUCUGAUGUUCCAAUUGACAUUUACAUUAUGAGCUCUGCCGAAAAUCCCCCCCUAUUUGAGAAGAAAGAUCGCAAACUAUUCCUUUCGGAGAGUUCUCUUCCGGGCACUAUUAUCACGAGGAUACGCCUUUCCGGAAACGUAACAGCCAAGUAUCGCAUCCUGUCAGGCGAGCUAGAAGAGUCGCAAUUCUCGAUCAACGAUGCCGGUGAGCUGAGACUAGCGAAAACACUUGAUCGAGAAGUACGAGACUCACAUCUAAUCGCAAUUCUCGCCGAGACAGAUUCAAGCCCACCGCUGACGGCGGUCACAGAAAUUAUAUUGCACGUACAAGACGAGAAUGAUAAUAUACCGAUCUUUGACAGCAAUCCAUACUCGUUCACAGUCGCCGAGAACAUCGAAAAGGGUAGCUCGAUUAUGAAACUAACUGCGCGUGAUGCAGACACUGGCUCAAACGGUGAUAUUCGAUAUGCAUUAUCACCCGACGUUGGUGACAUUGUGAACAUCUUUGAUGUGGAUGCGUACACCGGUUGGAUAACGACAUUAAUUCCACUGGACAAGGAAAAAAGGGAGGACUACAAGUUCCAGGUACUUGCUACUGAUAAUGGACAACCGAAACACACUUCUCGGUCGACGGUGAUUAUUCGAUUGAAAGACUAUAACGACUGCCCGCCUGUAUUUAAAGAGAAUCACUACAAGGCUAGCGUUAGUGAGGAUGCCCUUCCCGGUACUGUGGUGUUACAGAUCGCUACCAGGGACAAAGACGUCGAUUUGAAAACAGCAGUUGAAUACUAUAUAAUUUCGGGUGAUUCGAUGUCACAGUUUCAAAUCAAAAAUAGCGGAGAGGUGUUCGUUGUGAAGGCACUCGAUCGUGAGAACAUCCCCGAGUACGAACUGAAGGUGAUAGUGACCGAUGGCAAGUACACAGCAACUGCUAACAUCUCGAUUACGGUUUUGGAUGCAAACGAUAAUCCACCGUAUUGCUUAAAAUAUCGCUACCGAGAACAGCUUAGUGAAGGUGACCGUCCUGGCACACACGUAUUGCAAGUGUUAGCCAAUGAUAUGGACGAAUCAGCCAAUAGUCGUCUACGUUUCUACCUCACUGGCAAUGGAGCAGAAGAUUUCAACCUGGACAAAGACACGGGACACCUAAAGACGUCAAGCAAACUAGAUCGGGAAAGCCAAUCACGGUACAGCCUAAUGGCGCACGUACAGGACCGUGAUCAUCCCGGAUGGGAAUGUUCAUCACAAAUCGAACUGACAAUAACCGAUCUGAAUGACAAUCCACCAGAAUUCUCCAUGAACCCGUACAGUGUAACAUUACCAGAAGACGCCGAAGUUGGCACACUUGUUACGAAGAUACACGCGACCGAUGCGGACAUUGGCAUUAAUCGAAAAAUAAAGUAUGCUUUUUUGGACUCCUAUCGCGAUCAUUUUCGCAUUGCACCAGAAUCCGGGAUUGUAACACUAGCGAAACCGCUUGAUCGUGAGCUGAAGGCUCUGUACAAUCUUUCCGUUAGUGCGAUCGAUCUCGGGGUUCCAUCACUUUCGAACGCGGCUGCACUCAUCAUAAACGUGCAAGACAUUAACGAUAAUCCGCCGGAGUUUACGUCAAAACACUACUUUGCUUCUGUUCCAGAAAUUAAUGCAAUAGGAUCUGAAAUUUUGAAGGUGCUAGCCACUUCCAAAGACACUGGCAUCAACGCGGAAAUAAGUUAUUCGAUUAUCGGUGGCAAUGAACAUCGGAAAUUUAUCAUAAAUAACAAGACCGGCAUACUAUCGCUUUCAGACACGCUUGACUAUGAGAGAGCAAGAGACUACUUCCUUACGAUCCAAGCAAUGGAUGGUGGGACUCCGCCACUUAGUAAUUUGGCCACGGUGAAUAUAUCGGUCACCGACAGUAACGACAAUCAUCCACAGUUUACGCAGAACUCGUACAACGCAAGGAUUCGUGAGGAUGCUCAGCGUGGCGAUCGUAUUUUGCAGGUGCGUGCCAAUGAUCUUGACUCGGAGGAAAACGGUCGGGUUAGCUACACGAUCGAGCGAGGUGAUCGUAUGGCGCAGUUUGCUAUAGAAGAAGACACUGGUUACAUUUCGGUUGUAGGAACAGUUGAUCGUGAAUCGAUAUCGAAUUAUGUGCUGGAGGUGCAGGCACGCGACCAUGGCGUGCCAACACUUACCGCUUACGUGCUGGUAAACAUUGAAAUUUCAGAUGCUAACGAUAAUCCACCAAUGUUUACACAGCCAAACUAUACUGCUGUCGUACAGGAGGAUAAACAGAUAGGUCACACGCUGUUGAAGUUCGAUGUAACGGACGCUGAUACGGCUCCAAAUGCAGCACCGUAUACCUUCGACUUUAGAUCAGGUAACGAAGGUGGAUCGUUCCGAAUCGAGCAGGACGGAAUUCUACGUACUGCCACACGAUUUAACAGUAAGAUUCGGGAUACUUAUCAACUUCAGGUCCGCGUGUUUGAUAAUGGUACUCCACCGCUUUACUCCGAUACCUAUGUGGUGGUGAAAGUGAUUGAAGAAUCACAGUAUCCUCCCGUGAUCACACCGCUCGACAUAAUGAUCAACUCUUUUAUGGACGAGUAUCCGGGUGGUGUAAUUGGUAAAGUAUAUGCAACAGAUCAAGAUCAAUACGAUACGCUCACGUACGGGCUUUCACCAACGAUUGGAGUAUUAUACUCGCCUACGAACCUUUUCAACAUCUCGAAAAAUGAUGGUGUGAUUUAUGCUUUUCCAAGGCUAGACGUUGGUGACUAUCGCGUCAACGUCACCGUCACCGAUGGAAAGUAUGCCUCCUUCACGAUCGUGAAGGUUUCGGUCGAGCUGAUCAACGAGGAGAUGCUAACGAAUGCGAUUGUGAUACGUUUCCUGAAGGUGUCACCGGAAGCGUUUGUGUUGAGUCAUCGGAAAGGCUUCAUCCGCUCGGUGCGGAACGCAAUCGGAUGUAAAAUCAAGGAUAUUAUCAUCAUUUCCGUACAAUCCCCAAACCAUGACCAUGAUCUCAAUCUGAUACAGCAUCGCGUCCGACGGGAACAGAUUAACGUAACAAGUUCGAUGGAACAUGGACUAAGAGAAAAACGUAGUGCUAGUCGUGAUCUUGACGUACUGUUCACUGUACGCAACAGCCAGACGGGUGGAUUUUAUGUUGCAGACGAAAUACGACGAGUAAUCAGCGAGAACUUGGAAGAGAUAGAGGAUGCAACGAAAUUACAGAUCGACGAGGUGGUCAAAUCGAAGUGCUUACCUAAUUUCUGCAUACAUGGCGAAUGUGAGGACAAGAUUGUGUUGGACACAAAGGUGAUACAUCCUGUAUCGACGGACGUGACUAGCUUUGUUUCGGCACGGCAUUCUCAUCGUAUGGAGUGUGUCUGUCGGGAGGGAUAUGGAGGUGACAAGUGUCAGCAUGCAGUUAACGAGUGUUCAAAAACACCCUGCCCACCUUAUAAAACGUGCAUUCCUGAUUCGUCUGACCAAGGAUAUCAUUGCACAUGCAGGGAAGGGUUCGCAGGACCGAAGUGUGACCGGGAUAUUACAAUGUGUAACGACGAGACGUGUUACGUACCGAGAAAUCCGGUAUCAUUCAGUGGGAAAAGCUAUGCACACUAUCGAAUCGAAAAAGAAAUAGCUAGAAAGAAUCUGGAAGAUCAACUAGCGCUGAGUUUACGGUUGAGAACGGUUCAACCGACCGGAAACAUUAUGUUCUCGGCUGGCAAGAUAGACUUUAACAUUCUGGAGAUCAUGAACGGAAUGGUCCAGUAUCGUUUCGACCUUGGUUCCGGCGAGGGUCUUGUGUGUGUGUCAAGUAUUUUCGUUUCUGAUGGUUUAUGGCACGACGUGCGUCUGGAACGGGAAGGAAAUAGUGCCAAACUGUAUGUAGAUGGCAAACACGUAGCACAAGGUAACGCACCGGGGGUAAACGCUGUUUUAAAUCUUCAAACAGAUGAUAUCUUCUUCGGCGCAGAAGUAAAGCAACAUCCAACAGUACUUGGUUUCCAGGAUGUGCAACGAGGUUUCUUCGGUUGUAUGGAUGAUAUUCGGCUAUCAAAGAUACCGGUUCCAUUGCACAUGAAAGGAGCCAGUUCGGUCGCCAGUUUGCGUCAAUUUGCAAACGUUGAGUUCAGUUGUGAUGCGGCAUCCGUGCUUCAACCACUUGGUGUUUGUGGUACGCAGCCGUGCUUCAACGGUGGCUCUUGUAAAGACAUAGGCGGUGGUAAUUAUGAAUGUUUGUGUCACUCGCGCUUUUCUGGACCGUACUGUAAGGAAGAUCUAAAUCCUUGUGCUUCAUCUCCUUGCCUGUACGGUGGGAAAUGUUCUAAAAUAGGGUUCGGUAACUAUACUUGUGACUGCCCAGCUCGUAUGUCGGGUAAGCGAUGUGAUUAUGGCAGGUUCUGUACUCCGAAUCCGUGUCGUAAUGGAGGCGUUUGUGAAGAGGGUGAUGACGGACCACUCUGUAUGUGCCACGGUUAUAGUGGUACUUUCUGCGAAACUGAUAUCGAUGAAUGUGAACGGCAACCCUGCGGAAAUGGGGCCACAUGUAUUAACGAAUCUGGCAGUUUCCGGUGUAUAUGUCCGCCAGAGAUGACUGGUGCGAGUUGCGGUGAUCCACUCAACUCAAAUGCACUCACCAUCGCGCUUAAGAGAGUGACAUCGGAGGCGUUCUUCGUCGCGGUUGGUGUAAUCGGAAUAGUGUUGUUGGGCGUAGUGGUUUGGGGUGUAGCAUGUGUGUGUCGCAAGAAACGGCGGUCUAGCCGUCAUGAGAAGAUAAACAAUGAAGCCAAUGCAGGCAUCGUGUUGAACCCAGUAUCAGACACAUCUGGCUACAAACGUGGAUCAAAAAUGAGUAACCUAGAGAUACAGCGUGAUCAACGACCAGUUUCAUACACACCGAGUAGUAAUAAUGCGGCAGAUCAAUUCUAUUGCAAUGCGAUGCUUCAGUACAACAAUUUGGACACUCUGCGUAGCUACGGAUCGGCGGGUGAUGAGCUCGAAAACGUACCUCCGGAAUAUCGGAAAGGUACAGUCUCCUGCACCCAGCAAAUGGUAAACUUGAAUAGUGGUGGAGCAAAUGCCAACUCUUCUGAUACUGAGUCCCUACACAAACAAAAGUGGACCGAACAGAUCCAGCUACAAACAUUCACGGACAAAAUCAAUAAUGAUCUUAAACGGCUUGCUCUAGGUAGUUCGCCCGAUCCGUUCCUGCAACAGCAGCAGCAGCAGCAUCAACCACAACUUCAACAGCAGCCACAUAUUGGCGCUCAUCUUCGUGUGUCGCCAAUGCAACUAAAACCUGCUCAAAUAGGCGUACUCCCAGGACGACUACUACACACGCAAAACUCACCCACGAUGCUAAUGCCACCACAUAGUUUCGAGGACAAUCCGUCACAUCACGGUAGCACGGCCGCCUACCAUUGGGACUGUUCUGAUUGGGUUGGUCGGGGCCAUCAUCCCUUACCCAACAUCACGGAAGUACCUGGCAGUGAAGUGCCGGACUCGUCCAGCUUCCACAGCAAUGAAAGCAAUGAAUCGCACCCGAAAACGAGUUUACUUCCACCGAUUCUAGGCCCAAUUGAUUCGACGCGCGACAUCGAAACGUUGAACGAAGAUAAUGAGUCGGAGUAUGUGAACGACUCGGAAUGCGAUCAGAGUGAGCAGCCGCUUUCGUUAGGUUUCGAGCAGAACUCCUCCAUAUCCUGCUUGAAUCCUCUCGACAGUGGCAGCGAAGAUUAUAGAUUUAACACAGUGCCUUUAAAAGUUAAAACACCUGAUAGUUAUCUGCGUCAUCCGAACAGUUACUUGCCGAAGUAUAGUAUACAGAGCGAAACGGAAGGCGAAAAUGUGCCACUGACGGGUAGAAAGUCGUUGAACGGGCUCGAAAUUGGCCGGCAUCAGCUGGUCGAGUCGGACGACGAUGACGUCGAGUCGUACGGAUUCCCUCAAACGCGCCGGAACCGUCGCGAACCCAGUGAUAUCGAUUUAGUUUUAAAAACUGACGAAGGUAGCUCUCUACUAAGCCAUUCCCGCACACAUGACAGCUCGAACCACUCGAAUAGUGAUCUUUCCACGCAGCUGUGCGAGAUCGAUGACUCCGAGUAUGAAGAGGGCCAUAACCAGUCUAUUCACGACCAACAUCACCAUCGUCCAUAUCAUCAUCAACAGUUUCAGCCUGCAUCCCUGCCAACCUCAUCCGCCAAUGAAUCCGGUUCCUUCAACGGUAGUGUUGAUUCAUCUUCCGUAACCAACACUACCAGAAUCGGUGUCACAGCCAAACCGAAGCAACAAAAGGUAAAGUGGAGCAACGUUGUACAGCAGACAGAAGUUUGACAGCGGCAGCUAAUCGACAGCAACAGUAUACACGAACAGAUGGCGUUAACAGAUAAGACUUAUUUUAAUAUUUCUACUUUUGUCACUUUUACGUUUAACGACGCCACGCUAUAUAGCGCUUACAAUUUAGUAUUCCACCCAAUAUCACAAUCGGUACGAUUCUUAUUACCAUUGCUGGAGCAAAGGCAGUCGGUGCAAUUAAUGCUCCGAAAGUCACCACCAUUCAAGCGCUAUUAUUUCUUGUUAGUGGGAUAAUUUGUUUUAAUUUUAACUUUGAAGUGUAGCCAAUUUCGAUAGGUUAUGAUGAAUGGAGCAUCGCUUUUGUAGUCCUGUUAGUUUUGAUAACAAUUAUGAGGUGCCACAUUGUUUUAUGCUUAUUUGUCCCUAGGUAUAAUCUCAAUAUUUAAAGUUUUAUUUUUGUUCGUUCUCUAUAUACAGCAGGGUCCAGUUUUAAAAGUGGUCUGUUAAGCUUACGACAGCUUGUCUAACCGAGUUUCUGUAAUCAAACUCUUCUUUAUUAUUUAAACCCAUCUUAGUGAUCGAUACGUUGCGCUAACAUUCCGUAAUGGAACAAAGUAGAACAGAAAAGAUUUAUGUCAACCAAUUAAUGCGAUAAAGAACUGAACGAUAUUCCAUAUCUUAGUUUUGUACUAGAUUUGGGCAAAAUUAACAAAAAAAACCGGAGCUGGUUCCGGAUGCCUCUGAAAAUUUCGGAACCGGUCGAAAUCGUCCGGAACUGUCGGAAUCAUCCCGAACCUUAUUAACUGUUCUUCGUUUUUUCCGUGCAAUAAUGGACAGCAGCACGAAAAAAUUGGCAUGAGCCGACUACAAUUCCGUUGAAUUACGUCGAUCCGACGGUGACGAUUCCGAUGGUUGCGGAUGGUUCCGGACGAUUCCCGGUUCCAGGCGGUUUCAAGCGGAACUUGCGAUUCUUUUUCUCCGGAGUCGGAACCGGAAUGACACUAGCCGGAAGCAGAUCGGAGAGUGGGUGCGCUCCGUAGAACCCAUCACUGUUUUGUACACACAACAACCUUUUAUUUUCGGUUGUGGCCAUUCUACAAAAUUAUACAUAUCUUUUUAUCACAUAGAAUUCGACGUGAUGAGCGCAGAAUAUGCAGAGCGAAAAUAAUCCUAUAAAUAAUGUGUGAACAUAAUAUCCAUAAUCAUCCAAAGGGACAAGUAACAGACGAUUCCAAACCAAUCCGAUUACACAUACGCGCACACACACACAAACCUUCCAUUAGAAGAUUCAACAGUAAUUACCAGUUCAGUAUUUGCUUUGCAUUUUCCGUCGUACUUUUAAUUCAACGCAAUAUUUGUAAAGGGUUUUAUUUGUUCUUUUGCUAGAAAAAAUCUCAUGGAUGGAUUUCUUGUUUAAAUGCAGAGCUUAUCGGAGGUAUGUCACCUAACGUGGUACGAUACAUCCCUUAAGUAAAGCAACUUCAGUUAACGCCAUCUUUUCUUCCAAAAUGUUUUGUUCAUCUUUAUAAUGCUAUCACUUGUUAUUAAAUGUUCAAUUUAUGUUUUUACAGUGAAUUCCAAUGUCGUAACUAAUUAUUCCACACUAUUAAAAUGAACGGUAAAAUUCACCGCAAUAGAUUCAACGUUUCCAAUAGGUUAAAAAUAGGCAUUUUUUAAAUGGAAUCUACUUCAAAGGAUUUUUUUAUUAUUUCUUUUAUUAUUUUUUUUGUUUUGAGUUGGCUGAUCUAAACAUACUUGCCUUUUAUUUAUAGUGGACUUUAAUUUUUGGAAUAGGAAUGAUUUCAUUACCUUACCUAGACCUCGUGAACGAAAAAAAAAUCACGUUUAUGUAUUAAGAUAACACAUAACCCCACAAUUCAUCAUAGUCUAAAUUUAGAAUGUAUACUGUAAUGAGGAGAUGUUAAACAACAUUCUAGUAAGAUGAAGAAAAAGAGAAAAUGUUGUUAAAGAAAAAGUAACACUUAGCAUGCUUAGCAUUCCAAAUAUUGGAAACAUUAACAGAAACUAAUUAAACAAUCGAAUCGUAUCAUAAAUAGAAAUGAUUGUAAAUAGACGGGGAUUGUGAAAUCCUAGCGCUAUUGUAAAUGAAAUGCAAAUCCUUUUUUUACAUUCGGGAACAAAUCGAAACAUACAAUCGAAAACAUGGAAACACAAAAGUUAUAUGAAACGUAAAUCUAAAACUCUCCGAUUUCCCCUUUACCUUCUGUAGGCUGGAAAACAAACAAAUAUAUCAAAAGUAUUAAGAAAACAGAUACAGAAAGAAAUAAAACAUGAAAUGAAAACAAAAUAAAAGAGAAAUGGAAUAAUUCCAUGGAAUGGAAAAGAUGACUAAACAAACAUAUUUUACAAAAAGAGAUAAACAAUAAGCAGUAGAACACGAGAUUAGGCAUAAUUCAACGUAAUGCAAAAAUUGUGAAUUUUUAACCCCCCCCCCCCCCCCCUUUUUUAUUGUAACAAAACGUAACGCUGGAGGAAUCCCCCUAUAUUAUUGAUGUAAUAGUUCGGCGAUCCCCUCCCCUCCUUUAUUAUUUACGUAACAGUUUGGCGAUCCUCUUCCCCCUUCCCUCCCUUUCCCUCCUGUAUCAAGAAAAUUUUGCUGUAUUUCUAUGCAUCUAAAAUAAAUAAUUUUGAAACUAAAA